UCUCCCCGCUCUCAUCUGCUGCUGUACGGACCCUUCGUGGACUCAAUUCGAAGACCGGUCUAGCUGACACCUCAAACAGAGACCAUGCAGAAGUGCCGGGCCGUCAAUCCUGUCCUGGGGUCCAGGGCGUUCGUCCCCACCCCCCGUGUCCAAUUCCAAGUGCAGCGCCGCAAUCUUCAAGAUGUCACAAUUACCAGGACCGGAAAGCCCCUCAUAAAGGUCCAGGGUGGACGGUCAUCUCUCGGAGGACAUACCGCGACCGUCUUCGGUGCCACCGGUUUCUUGGGUCGGUACAUUGUCAACAAAUUGGCUACACAGGGAUGCACGGUGGUCGUUCCCUACCGUGAGGAGAUGACCAAGCGCCACCUCAAGGUCACCGGUGACUUAGGACGGGUCGUUUUCAUUGAAUACGACCUGCGCAACACCCAGUCCAUCGAGGAGAGUGUCCGACACUCUGACGUCGUUUACAACCUUGUCGGCCGCGAAUACCCUACCAAGAACUUCUCUUACACCGACGUGCACGUUGACGGUACCGAGCGGAUCGCCGAGGCCGCCGCCAAGUACGACGUUGAUCGAUUCAUCCAUGUUUCCUCAUACAACGCCAACAAGAACUCUCCCUCCGAGUACUUCGCUACCAAGGGAUGGGGUGAGGAAGUGGCACGCUCUAUCUACCCUGAGACCACAAUCGUCCGACCCGCUCCUAUGUUCGGCUUCGAAGACAGACUCCUGCACAAGCUUGCCAGUGCGACCAACCUGUUCACCUCCAACCACCUUCAGCAACGCUCUUGGCCCGUUCACGUCAUCAACGUCGGUUCUGCCCUCGAGCGCAUGCUGCACGAUGACACCACUGCCGGCCAAACCUUCGAGCUUUACGGCCCCAAGAACUACUCUCCCGCUGAGAUUGCUGAAUUCGUUGACCGGGAAAUCGUCAAGCGCCGCCGCCAUAUCAAUGUUCCCAAGCGCGUCCUGAAGCCCGCCGCUCACCUUCUCAACAAGUACCUCUGGUGGCACACUCUGAGCGCCGAUGAGGUCGAGCGCGAAUUUAUCGACCAGGAAAUCGACGAGACAGCCAAGACGUUCAAGGAUCUCGGAAUCGAGCCUGAUGAGUUGUCCAACCUCACCUUCCACUACCUGAAAGGCUACCGAAGCUCCUCCUACUAUGACUUGCCCCCAGCUACUGAACGGGAGCGAGCGGAGGAGAAGAAGUACGUCCACGUUCUCGACGAUCAGUAGUCUUGUUUUUUUUAGUGUACAUAACCAUACUAGACGCAUUGAUUCCGUUUGUUCAAAGUACAUGUAGCCAACAAUUCGCCGUAGUCAUCCAUUCUACGUACUGCUUGUACUCCAAUCGUCAACGCGGGACACCCCAGCUCCGCUCC
This is a messenger RNA of Aspergillus calidoustus, 1379 nucleotides long. The record is from the annotation of a GenBank genome assembly. Lineage: Eukaryota; Fungi; Ascomycota; Eurotiomycetes; Eurotiales; Aspergillaceae.